Messenger RNA from Lycium barbarum (goji berry), 3106 nucleotides. RefSeq lists its product as uncharacterized. The transcript has 2 exons. NCBI's taxonomy places the organism in Eukaryota, Viridiplantae, Streptophyta, Magnoliopsida, Solanales, Solanaceae. Bases 111 to 1223 code for a protein of 370 amino acids. The record is from RefSeq and is a predicted model, not a curated record.
GUGUUUUAUGCAAUAGGCAUGCUUUGAUUAGGUGCACGUUGUUCGAAGAUUGUGUUACUCUCCUAUCAAAACCUGCCUUUUGGAUUAAAGAGGCAAAUUGGUUUUAUCCAAUGCGUACGUUAAAGUGGGACCCAUGGUUUUCCCCUGAAGUGGAAACAAGUAUAGCAAUAGCUUGGAUUUCUUUUCCUACUUUGGCUCCUAAUUACUUUGGAGAAUCACAAUUAUUCUCUAUGGCCUCUGCUGUGGGAAAGCCAUUGAUAAGUCAUCUUGCUACAAAAAAUAAGACACGACCUAGUUGUGCUCGGGUUAAAGUGGAGGUUGAUUUAUUGAAAGAGCAUCCUAAAAGAGUUGCAAUUCAAGCAGUUAAUAAGGCUAUUGGAGAAAUUAGAACAAAAUGGGUGAAAAUUCAAUACGAUUAUGUGCCAAAGUACUGCACGGAGUGUUGUUUACAAGGUCAUGAUGUGGAAGGUUGCUGGAAACUUCAUCCUGAACUUUUCCCAGAGAAAGAAGAAGAGGAAGAGGAGACUGUGGAUAAAGGGAUGCAGGUUGCUAAACCUAACAAUGAUAAUGGUGCUGUUCAGGGAAAUCACAAAGGCAAAAAUCAUAGUUCCAACUUUAAUAAGCUGCAUAAUCAUACCAUCAAGGUGUUGCAAAGUGGAAAGGUUCUUGGCAAUGCUAAAGAUCUGUAUAGAUGGCAAAAUCACAAAGGCAAAAACCAGGUGAAAAUAAAUGAUAAUGUGCAGAAGCAGGUGAAUGUCAAACAAGGAAAAGUUGUUGAUAAAAAUAUUGGGAAGGAAACAGGUGCAGUUGAGAAUAAUAACAAGCAGGCUGAUGCAGCAGGAGGCAAUAUGCCUGUUGAUAAUAAUCACAAGGUCCAUGCAGUCAAAAUUGCAGGUCCUAGUACUGUUCAAACUACCAACAAAUUUGCAGCAUUUGGAGAUUGUGUAGAGGAGUAUGAUGAGGUAGUAGAAGUUGUAAAUGUUGAUGCAGGAAACCAGAUGGAUGCAGCAAUAAUACAGGAGGUUAUAAACUCAGAAUUGGCUAAUGUUGUUGGUGACUCAGAAAAACAACUGGUUACUGUUUCAGUGCCAGAGAAUGUUAAUGUUGAUGCUUCAGCAAUUCCUAAGCAACUGACUGUUAAUGCAGUUGCUUUUUCUUCUGGGAUAACUGGUGGUAAUCUUCAGAAGCGGUGGUUGCAGCAGUUGACGAUGCAGGGACUUUAAAAGUUGCAGAAGUGGUUAAAGGUGCUGUGAUGCCUCUGAAUAGUUCAGAAGUCCCAGUGGCUGAAAAGCAAUUAAAUGUCAAUGCAAAAGUAUUUUCUCCCAAUAAAAAGAAAAACUCACCUGUUAAGACUAAGCAAUGGGUGCCAGUUCUUCUCCAAAAUCAAUCCAGGCCUUGGUUACUACUAAUGAAGCUUGUGAAAAAAUUCCUUCAACCACUUAUGUUGGUGCUAGUGGGGCUUGGAGAUUAUGGAGUGAUCAGGUGGAGUAAAACAUUGAAGAAGGUGAGAUUUUAGGAGGGAAGGAAGAUACUGGAGCAGUCUAAUGAAUCAGUGACACCAGAUGGUAUUGAAAUCAUGUUUGGAGUUUCAGAGGAAGUAGCUGAUGUUCAAAUUAAGAAAGAUAUUGACAUUCAAACUGAGUACAGGCAGGUUCCGAGUGAGAGUGUUAAUACAUUGCCUAAUGAUGUUGAUCGAGAAAGGGACAAGCAGGUAGAUCAUGGUAUAAUGGCUCAGCUUGAUGAGGUGGUUGAACAGGUGCUAAGACUAAUAUAUCUAAACAGGUUGUGCAGCAUGACAGCAAUAAAAAGAAUCAAAAUCAAGUUGCAGCUUCUCAUACCAAUAUUGGGCAGUUGCAAGUGGCAGUAGCAGAUGGAAACAUUGGCAAGAAUGACAUGGAUGAAGAGUCUACUGCACAGAAUUUUCUUAAUGCUGCUAGGGAGGGUGAUAUAUCACCUAGACAGGUGCAAAGUGGAAAAUUCAGAAAUAAAAGUCAUACAAGGAAGGGGAGUUGGGAUGGAAAGGUGACUGAAGAAUUUAUCCCAAGGCAUAUUCCAAUGAGGCAAGCAAAACAAAAAGUGGCAGCUCCUACCACUUCAAAUAAGUUCACAAGAUCCAAGAAAUAUUAAUUAAGUCCCAAGAUUUUUUGGAAAGGCUAGAAGAUCAAGACAAGUUUGAAGAACUACAUACUUUAGAAGAUUUUACAAGUCCAAAGAACAUGGGUCUUGACUCUAUUUUCUUUCUUGCAUUAUUUUCUCAUUAUCUUAGCAUUAUCAUUUGUAAUAUUAUCGCAGAGUGUGUUAUUAACUUUGUGAUGAUUAUAGCUUAUUUGGUACAUGGAAAAGACAAUACCUAUCAUUGGAAGGCAGGGUAGUACUAAUUAACAAUGUUCUUGACUCUCUCCUCAGCAACCUUAUGUCUCUAUAUCCAAUGCCAAUUAGUGUAAGGAAGAAGAUGGAUAGGAUCAACAGGAACUUCUUAUGGGGUUGUUACAAAGAAAAAAGGUCCGACCAUUUGGUGAAGUGGGAAAGGUGCUGGUAGAUAAAAGAAGAGGAGGUCUUGGUAUCAGAAUCUUGAAAAUUCACAGUAAUAGUUUAUAAAUGAAAUGAUUGUGGAGAUUUGGAAAGGAAGGGGGACAACUGUGGAGAAGGUGGAGCUCAAUCUCCUUGGUUCAUGGGUCCGUUUAAUUCUUCUCAUGCUUUCUGUCUUUGGAAGCAUAUUUCUUGCGUUUGUUCUUCUUUUGUUGUUCACACAAAGAUUAAGGUGGUAAUGGUAGGGAGAACAGGUUUCGACAAGAUGCUUGGAUAGGACAUACACCUCUAAUACCUUAGCUGAAAAGGGCACGCACCACUAAUGUCUCAGUUCCAUGAACUUUUCAAUUUCACUUCAAAUAUUGGUAGCUUGGCUUCUGAUCACUGGAAUGGCAUUAGUUGGAGUGUUAAUUUUCGUAGAAACUGUUUUGAUUGAGAAAUUGCUAGAAUAGCUAUUCUUUUGAAUGAUCUGAAAAAGGUGGUCUUAAAACGAUGAGGUUCUAGAUACAUACAUAUGGACUAGGCAGAAAAGUUCUUUGAAUGGGUUCAACUAACAAGCUGGCCUUGAAAGAGGAUC